CUUGUUGACAUACCACGUGGAGGAGUCUCUCAGUGCCUAUGAGAGGCGCAUAACAACCUCUCCCCUCACAAGUGUGGCCUUACCCCAACUCCGUCCACGAGUCAUUCCCGCGCCAGUGUCUCGUCCAGCCGGGAGUAACGCCGAUCGACUCUCCGACCCGAUUCGAUUGCCGCAUUCUCCGACCGAACGGAGCGCUCCGUUAACAGUGCCAAGGAGAGUCCCCGUUAACGGGCACCGAAUGUUCUGUUGAGUAAAAGGGAAAUGACGGUAACAGGAGCCGCCAUGAUGCAGACGAUGCAGCCUUGUUUUGUGGGAUACCCAUUCCAGGGAAUGACUUCUCCGGCAGGCCAAGGGCGCGUUAACCAGCUGGGUGGCGUCUACAUCAAUGGCCGCCCUCUACCCAACCACAUAAGACUCAAGAUCGUCGAGAUGGCAGCUGCUGGGAUACGCCCCUGUGUCAUCUCUCGCCAGCUGAGGGUAUCCCACGGCUGUGUGUCCAAGAUCCUCAAUAGAUACCAGGAGACGGGGUCGAUCCGUCCUGGGGUGAUAGGCGGUUCGAAGCCCCGCGUAGCCACUCCAGAGAUCGAGCGAAAGGUGGCUGACUACAAGAAGGAGAACCCAGGUGUAUUCUCCUGGGAGAUAAGAGACAGACUGAUCAAGGACGGCCUCUGCGACAGGAACACGGCUCCCUCCGUCUCCGCCAUCUCCAGACUCCUCAGGGGCAAGGAUGACGACGAAGACCCAAAGAAAUCCAAGGAUGCCUCGAAGCACGCAAGUUCAGGGUCAGGCUCAGACUUGGAUGAUGGUUCUGAGGACGAGGACGACCCCCAGAUGAUGCUCAAGCGGAAACAACGUCGUUCGAGGACCACCUUCACCGCCCACCAGUUGGACGAGCUGGAGAAGGCCUUUGAGAGGACACAGUACCCAGACAUCUACACUAGGGAGGAACUCGCCCAGAGGACCAAGCUUACUGAGGCCAGAAUACAGGUGUGGUUCAGUAACCGUCGGGCGCGGCUGAGGAAGCAAAUGGCAUCAGGAAGCAUGAGUAACUUCAAUGCUAUGGGUCUACCGAUGUCCUACCACUCAGCCCCUUCCUCCUACAUGUUCCAGGGCUUCACUGAUCCGGGCUCCACCUUCUCACCCCAAGCACAGGACACAUCUGGGUUGUACCAGGGAGGGUCUGGUGCUCUUCACCAGGGUUCGCUGGCCUCCGAGGCGCGUGCGGCCAACAUGAGCGCCGCCGCAGCGGCAGCUGCGGCCUCCUCCUACCCGUCCAUGAGCGCCGCACUCUCCUCCUGCACGAAUUCCGCCUUCAUCUCCUCCCAGACCCAUGGGGGGAUGUGUGCGAGUCAGGGGACCGGCGGGGCAGCCACAGGGGUCGCUUCCCCCCUCACCUCCGCCGCUCCCGCCUCCUGGGCCUCCAACCAGCUACGAGGGGCUAUGGGCGGCGCGGGCGGCACGCCACCCACCGCCGCCGCCACCCUCACGCCAUCCUCUUUCACCCAUGGACUUGCUCACCACGCUCGCACGCCCACGCAGCACUUCCCCACGCCCGUCUACUCCUGGUACUGAUCCAACUACCCUUAGGUUAGUUUGGCGGAGAAGGGAGUGCAACACCCAACUGAAACCAAAAGUUAAACUAAUGGGGGGUUUUGAUUGGCUGUUCCUGCCAGAGACUGAAGAGCUCCACGAGUCACGAGUUCGCCCUCAGGCUCGGUGCUCAUCUUGGCCUUGAUUCUAAAAAAAAAAAAAACAGUAACAACAACAACGAGGAAUCUAAAGCGCGCGCGCGUGUGCAAAGCUUCACGUACGACAGUUCUGUAAAUAUAAUUAAUUUAGGAUAAUGUUAAAUAAUGUAUCUUGGAAGGAUAUGUAAGAGUUUGGCUUGAACAGAGUAUAACAUACGAGUCCUGGAGGCUCCUCAGGGUGGAACUCGUUACCUGUACAGUGGUGAAAGAAACACAUUGUGGAGAUGACUUGUAUCAUCUCCGGUAAACACCCCAGACGAUGUUUCAUACACAGAAUUAAGUUUUGUAUUUAUUUAGCACGGUGGAUCACCAUAUACUGUAUAUUAUCAGUCCCUCUCCCAGUGAUCAAUAACAUCGACUGAAAAAUUGAACAAAAUAUUUCCUCAAGGAGUGAACAAAGGCGGUGAUGGCAUAAAACUCAACGAUCAAAUUCCUUAACACGUUGUACCUUAUUAUUGUUUAUGUACACGAACCAUCACAUGUUUAGUAUCUAAACCAUGUAACUCUAUAUUAUCCAAAGACUUGUCGCUCAAAAUCAAGAUAUCAAUGGAUUCUUAUAAGCCUCUCUUUUCUCCCCCCUUGUGUGUGUGUGUGUACAGUCAUCUCUUUCACGUGUUCAUUCAUGUGGUGUCGUGGUGUGAGUCUUGGUCACCAGCCACGGUAUCUGUUGCUUCCUCAACACGUUAUACUUUAUCAGUCAUUCUUCUCUUUGGAUAUUUCAUCGUUAGUAAUUUACGAUUUUUCAUCAUUAUUCUCCUUCUACUAACUCCGUGUCUUCCUAUAUUGCCUUUUCUCCUUUUUCUUCUACUUUAUCUUCCUCUUCUGCAUUACCACAACAACAUUAUGCAAGAGAGACACAAAUCACUCGCUGCUAAGCAAGAGAGAAGAGCAAUGCGGGCGUGAGACGGAUGUGGGCGUGUGUGUGUAUGUGUGGUGGGCGUUUGAUCCAGGGCGCGGGUCACGUCAGGCUGUGACCCGCGCCCUUUGGGUCAAACGAGAUCAAGGAGAUCGGCGCAGGGAGACCACUUGAAGGAGAGGUUAUGGAAAGGCUCACCAUGGGGAGGCUUCAGGACAAACAACUUCAUCACUGCAGGAGACACUGUAGUACAACCAAUCUUCACUGUAUCGAGAGCCUUGUAGCUAUUUACUGUAGAAAAAUCAACAAGAACUUACCCAAACUAGGUAUUGAUGGAAGGAUCCUGUAGAUGUUUCUUUUGUUCUGGAUCACAGGAAUGAAAAACUCCCAAGAUGGGUUUAGAAAUUUGUGAAUAAUAUUAAAUUCUUUGUUUGCAUUUAUUAGCGUAAUGAGUGAGUUGGGAGUGAUAUUCUAGAUACACCGACGCUUAGUAAGUUUCUUAAAGUAACGGGAGGUAUUUUGUUGUCAAACUGUGAUUAUUUUGAAAUCUGAGGAGCGAGUUAUUCCUGAAGUGAGACUCAAGAAGCAUCAGUGAGGGCGUAUGAGGCUCGGUCCCUCACCUCGAGGAGGACGCCAGAGUCGGCCUCACACAGCGUCUGCUCAAACCUACGUCCUUGUGGCCUCCUGCAGAGGCUCCGUCCAGUCUCCAGGAGACACUCUGGUACUACUUCCACGGAUGGAUCUUCUAAUUUAGUCUUGGGUGAAAGUUUUCCAUGUUGUCAAGUUCUCCCGGAGGAUGGCGGUAGUAAUGGUGAGGGAGUGAGUAAGACAGCUGAUUAUUUGUAUCAAAUAAUAGUGGUUGAAUUAUUUUCUUGUCCAAAUAAGACUAAUAGAUACAAGUUGAUAGUAUUUUGUUGUCAUAAGGUGAUGUGUAUCCUACCAGUGCCCACGAGGCCUUAUUCUCUGCCGUCCACAUACCAAGUAGUGCUCGAGUCAGUGCCACUGAUUCACUCCACAAGUCGACUAGUCUCACAUGACGCUGGUGAGCGAGACACAUUCUUUUGCUUUAUUUUAACGCCAAGAUAUCUUUAUACAUACAUAUAUAAUUAUAUAGUGCUAUGUGACCUAGGUAGCUCUGCUUGUCAUGUACUGUACAUCCCAGUCUCUUGUUUGACUUCUUCAUUGUAAUGAACACUGGCCUUCUGAGGGCCCCGUGUACAUAAGCUGUGAGACCCGUGUAUAUAAGUGUGAGUUGUUGUUUUGUACUAGAGGUAUUAGGUGAAAUGUUAUGGCGUCACUCACCUUCUCCACACACUCAUGACGCAGUAACCAUACACUCAUAACACACUCAUCGUGCACGCGUGAUACACUCACCACAUUACUCAUGAUGCAGUCUUGACACAUUCGGCACACUCAUUACACACUCAAGAUGCUCUCAUCACAUACUCACAUGAAACACUCACACUCACAUAAAGUACUCACCACACACACACUCACAUGAGGUACUCAGCCCCUCGCCUUGUUAACCAUCAACCAACACACUCAAGAGUAAACAAACAUUGAUGGAUAACAUGUAGUGCAGCCAAACAGAAAAAGUCUAUUAUAACACACUGUUCUGUCACUCCCUGUGUGCAUUAAAGUGUGUGUGGUGAGUGUGUGUAGUGAGUGUGUGUGGUGAGUGUGUGUGUGGUGAGUGUGUGUGGUAAGUAUAUGUGUGGUGAGUGUGUGGUAAGUGUAUGUGUGGUGAGUGUGUGGUAAGUAUAUAUUUUGAUAGUGUAGGAAGUGUAUGUUUUGAGUAUGUGGUAAAGUGUAUGUGUAGUGAGUGUGUGGUAAAUAUAUGGUAAAUAUGUGAUAAACGUGUAUAUGCUAAGUGCCCUGUAAGUGUGUAUGUGAUGAGUAUGUGUGGUAAAUGUGGCAAGUGUGUAGUAAGUGUAUGGUCUGAGUAUGUGGUAAGUGUAUGUGGAGAGGGCAAGAGUGUCUACCAACCCAGCAGCCUCACCAAGAUAAUGUUAUGUUGUUAAGAUCAGUCAUCUUAUCAAGUCCCCGGGGCGUCACAACACCUCUGCUAGAUAGGAACCAAAUAAAAACCUUGAUUCUUGACGUUCAAACUUACGACUGUCAUGUGUCUUGAGUUUUUUCCCCCAGUAUUAUCUGUUAUUAUGAAGACGAUGAUGUUUACCCUCUUAGUUCACAUUUAGAAGGUGAUGUACAUUUUUUUUCCUAGGAGAAUAACUAUUUGUGAGAUAAACGAUGACUCUUGUUGAUUAAAUGUUCAAUACAAGAAGCCUUACUGAUGUAGUACUAAAUGCUUAAUAAAUUCUAUCAUUAGGAACAUCUAAGAUUUUAAAAUGAAUAUAAAAAAAAAGUUUUAAAAUAUUAUGUAGUUUCUGUGUCUAUCAUUUAUCUAGAGUAAAUAAACUUUUCAUUUCUCUCCCCCGCUCCCUGUACCGACCCAGUAUUCUAGAAUCAGUUAUGUAAAAAUUAGACUAAACAAUUAUAGAAAGUAGUUAUAUCUAAUUUGUUUAUUCUACUUGAACCAUAUUUUUUUUUGUGUUAUCAUUUACGGUCCAAGUUUCCCUUAGUUGCUGUGCUUGCGUUCGUGCCUUAUGCAUGUGCAGUGAAAAACAUUAUCAAUAAAUAUGCAUACAUACA
This is a messenger RNA of Homarus americanus (American lobster), 5256 nucleotides long. RefSeq names its product paired box protein Pax-7-like. Lineage: Eukaryota; Metazoa; Arthropoda; Malacostraca; Decapoda; Nephropidae. Gene Ontology annotation, molecular function: DNA-binding transcription factor activity, RNA polymerase II-specific; RNA polymerase II cis-regulatory region sequence-specific DNA binding. The transcript is spliced from 10 exons. Gene Ontology annotation, biological process: regulation of transcription by RNA polymerase II; anatomical structure development. Bases 262 to 1572 code for a protein of 436 amino acids. The record is from RefSeq and is a predicted model, not a curated record.